AUGUCAUCCUAUCAACAUAAGAGUGGUGUUCAGAAACGUAAACAGAAAAGGGAAGAGAAUUUGAGAAUUGCGAAAUUUCCCAAAAUAAGCAGCUACUUUUCCACUCCAACGACUGCUAGUGUUCCUUCUGUACCGAGUAACACUGAAAGUGAAAUGUCUGUGGAAAGGGCUGUUGAUGUCACAGAGGUGGAAAUCAGCAAGUGCACUUACUUUAGUUCUUUAGAUAUAGCAGGCGAUGAUAAUCCUGAUGAAGGCAGUAGCACAAGUCUACCAACUAAAGAAAUAGUGCAGUCAUCAGAAAGCACCAAAUCAGGUGUUGAUUUUGAAUUGUUGACAUCUACAGAGGCUUCCAUUAGUGCUAUAGAAAGUAGUCUUCUUGGAGAGAAACAUGUAACUGAUAGGGGACAUUACCCUAUCACAAUAAUGGAUUCACCUAUAAUAGCUCAUGGCCGUGCCGACAUCCAGGACCUUUUCCACGAGAUCAAGAGAGAAGGUGCUUUUCUGAAAGCUAUUAUGAACAAAUUGAUGUGA
Molecule: messenger RNA, 531 nt
Organism: Pelobates cultripes (western spadefoot toad)
Lineage: Eukaryota; Metazoa; Chordata; Amphibia; Anura; Pelobatidae
Source: the annotation of a GenBank genome assembly